Molecule: messenger RNA, 2544 nt
Organism: Lecanosticta acicola
Lineage: Eukaryota; Fungi; Ascomycota; Dothideomycetes; Mycosphaerellales; Mycosphaerellaceae
Source: the annotation of a GenBank genome assembly
AUGGCCAACACCUCCAACGCCGCUGCCACUGCCAUCACCAGCGCCCCGAGGAAGGCGCAAUCCGCGGGACAGGAUGCUCCGCGGAAGAGGAGGAGAAAGACUUCGAGCGGAGCGCAGGACGAUUGCUUUGCGUGUCGGAGGCAGGCACGCUCGUGCGACCGCAAGAGGCCCUACUGCACCCAGUGCCUCGAGAGCGGGAGGGAAUGUUCGGGAUACAAGACGACGUUGACCUGGAACGUCGGCGUCGCCAGCCGCGGCAAGCUGCGAGGCCUCUCGUGCCCCGUGACUGCCAAGACCCCCGGCGGCGACGACAAUGUCUCCAACGAGCAUUCCCGCCAACAGAAGAGCACUACGAAUAAGGUCAAGGAAGAGAACAAGUCCGUGUCCACCACCACAUCACCCGGCCGCCCUUCGCACCAACCCCGACGCUCCUCUCCCACUUCUGCACCUUCAUAUCGUCCAUCCCUACCGACAAUUCCCUCUGCACACGACGGCUGGCAGGGUGCCGACUUCCAACCACACUACCAACCACACACCCCAGCUCCAGUACCACUACAUCUAUCCUUGCAGCACAUCCGAACAGCAUUCGGCCCGCAGUAUGAUGGACCACAUUCGGGUAGCUCCGUCGCCUCGCACACCGAUACCGACUUCCAUUCGCCCUUCGAAUACCCCCAAACUCCUGGAUCUGUGACACAUCACGAUCCUCUCACUGCGCCGCCUUCUUACACGAGCGCGCCGUUCCACGGCGCUGCGGAGCAGUUUCCAGACCCUCUCAGCUCCAGUGUCGACUCCAUUCAAACUGCGGCUUCCUACGGCGCCAAUGCGGGCUUUGACAUGAUGAGGAACGACCUCACGCCAUUCCAACCGGCAUCCAUGGGACAGGAUGACAUGAUGUUUCCCCCGGCAUUCGACCUAUCAGCCCGCUACAACAGCUUUGAUCGUCUGGAGGACCCGCAGCAGGACGAUGGGGCCGACUUUGAAGAGGAGAGCCUUGCCCUGCUCGACCCGCGAUUUAGCAGUCCCUUCUUCCAUGCCCCUCCUCGCACGCAGACAUUGAUGGAAUACUACGAUCGCCACAUCUGUCCCUUCCUCGUCGCUUUCGACGGACCAGACAAUCCAUACCGAAUGUACAUCUUGCAGCUGGCCACGCAAAACGAGGGCCUCCAAAACGCCGUUGCGGCUCUAGCACUCAACAACUUUCGCAUGCGUAGAAAGCAGCCGCAAAGGCAGAUUGGCUUCGUGGAAGAAAUCACCGAUGCUUUCGACGGUAUUCCGCGGCAUCCAGACUCAAACGAGCCCACUCCAGAGGAGACAUGUUACAAGCAAAUGUCGAUUGACCAGCUCAACAUGCAACUGACGGAACCUCGGGCAGCGCACGAUGAUUCGGUCGUUGCCACGCUUCUCAUACUGUGUCUGUUCCACGUCUGCGACUCGGGCUUCAGCAAAUUCAAAACCCAGCUGGCUGGCGUGCAGAAGUUGCUCUCGCUGCGGAGUCGUCACGGUCAAUCCGACUUCACGCGAUGGGUGGAGAUGUUCUUCAUCUGGUUCGAUGUCGUGACGAGUGCGGUCAACGACCGAGAGAUGCAGAUCCAGAGCGAAUCGCUGGAUAUGUUGGACUACUCUGCGAAUCUUGGAGCCCUCGAACAGUUCUCCGGAUGCGAUGGAAGGUUGUUCAAGCUCAUUGCGAGACUCGGUCGCCUCAAUCUCUUGGCACAGGGACGGCCGGUCAAACGCCAGGAUGGAGAGAUGAAUCAAAUGCCACGCCCGCCCUCCAAGCGCACGUCAACGCAGCAAUCAGGACGCAAGAGGAAGAUGCAGCACGGCUCCCCCUCAGCGCUGGACUACGACAACGUCGACGGCAAUGGCUGGGGCACACCCAUCAUUUCGUCUGAUGAAGAAGCUGAUUUCUCGCCCGAUGAGACUUGCAACUAUCCUAGCGUCCCUGACGAUCGUCUUGAAUUCUGGUCCGAAUGGAACGACGUCCGCUCGAGAUUGCAAGCCUGGCAAAUGGAUUCUUCCGCUUUCCACAACAGCCCACCGCCAUCCUCCACCUCCGGCCCCGUCUUCGAGAUGGGCCAACGCGACCUUUUACACAUCAACGAAUCCUUCCGCAACUCGGCCCUCCUCUACACCGAACGCCUCGGACAUCCCGUCCUCCCCUCUUCCCACCCCAACUUCCAAUCUUACGUCUCCAAGGCCCUCUACCACAUCACCUCUCUCGAAAUCACCUCGUGCGUCAACAAGUUCCUCCUGUGGCCCCUCUUCAUCGUCGGGACGGAAUGCGUCGACGAAGGCUCUCGGAAUGUGAUACGCACGCGGUGCCAUGAAAUCCAAAAGGAAAGUGGCUUUUACAAUAAUCUGAGUGGGUUGGAAGUUUUGGAGAGGGUCUGGCGGGAGGUGGGGAGUAAUGUGCCCGGAAGCGAGGCGGCCGAGGUGCGGGCGAGACGCAGGGAUUCCGAAGGCGGCAAGACGGGGAAGUAUCGGCAGGCUUUUCGAUGGAGGAAGGCUAUGGAUCGGGUCGAUGGGGAGUAUCUCUUGAUGUAG